AUGGCCGAACAGACAGAGCCGCAGCAACAGGAGGAUGGGCAAAUUACUCCUUGUUCCAGCUCUACCAUUGAGCAGCAGGAGCCUGCGCAGCGGCCCAAUUUCCUCGAACUAUUCGAGCAGCUCAGGCCUGAAAUCCAGCUGAUGGUCAACAAGCGCAAAUUUGUUCUUCCCCUUCAUAUGAUUGGCGAUUCAACGCGAGCCAACGAAUGGUUGAUGAAAGCAAAAUGUGGGUUUGGACUCGCACAUCAACGACUCCAGAUCGCCACGUCAAAGAAGGCCGAAUUUCAAAGACUCAUGCGAGAAUAUUUACAAUCAUACAACUGUCCUACCGCUCGUCUGGAGCUGUGGGAGGACAUCAACAACUUGAAUUUUGCGCUUGCUAAGUGCAUUGAAGCCAUUAUUACGGCUCAAGAUUUCCUGGCAAAGUUCGAAGCUCAGCAAAGGAGUUUCCAACCAACACGACCACCGCAGCAGCUCGUCGAAUGGCAAAGUCAUCGCGGAGGAGCCGGACUUGGCACAAGCAGCGUCUCCUCCAACACUGGAGGGGUUGUUCUGGGCCGAACAUCUCCGCAAUAUGCAUCUUCCUUCGUCUCUGCCAACGUAUUCGAGGACAUGUAUGGACCACAAGCACAAGGAUUGAUGCAAAGCUGUCCAAUCCAACCUGGAGACAAUUUCGCUACUUCUUCAAUCCUUCCGACGUCCGCCGAAUUGCACGUUUCACCAUAUUCAAGACAUUCUGCCGCUACAGUAACUCUGAACCGACCUCUGCGGCCGGAGACAGGAAAACUUUGCCACUUCUGUCGCCAUGACUACUUUGGACCUGUCGCUUGGGCAAACUUUUGGGACCUAUAUAACCCUGACUACCCUCUCUGGGACUACUGCUUCACCAUAUCAUAUGUUGCUCUUGAAACAUCCGCUACUCAGUGUUGUUGGCUUUGCACCCAAUUAUACGAUCAGAUUGUUACCAGGGAGAGGGACAGCCUGUUCGAUGUGAAACUUACGUUUUGGAGUGGCCCCAAGAACGGCGGAUCAGCUGAGUGCAGUAGAUGUGAUGUCUACGCGUCGUACCGUGGAGCAGAUGAGUCUUACGCCAACAGUUUGGCCGGUCAUUUGCAACUCCGCAUUGCCGUUGCAAAAGCUGAUCCAUUCCAAUUCUUUGCAAAGGGAACACUAUCCAAAAGCUAUUUCACAAACUUCGAUGCUUCGACCGCUCGUGGUUGGCUGGAUGAAUGUGGCAGAGAGCAUGAAUGCUGCAAAGGUUCUGAGGAUCAUACCGUACCCAGCAGAUUGCUUCUCCUUGAUCCUGACGAAGAUGUUGUCUACUUCCGAGAAAUGCCACAGCUAACAUCGGCUGCGACGGAAAACCGAGUCGAGUACGCUGCGCUAUCAUAUUGCUGGGGUAGGACGCACUCCUUCGUAACUGUCAGGUCGAAUAUCGACAAUCACUUCCAAGGCAUGGAUAUUUCAAUGCUUCCCAAAACGUUUCGGGACGCUCUCUCCGUGACGAGACUAUUAGGAAUUCAUCUGCUCUGGAUCGACGCCCUCUGUAUUAUGCAAGACGACGAGGUUGACAUGGCAAAUGAGCUCUCCCGGAUGAGGGUCUAUUACCAAAAUGCAAAGGUGACGCUGGCAAUUUUGCGAGCUGAAGACGUCGACGAGGGCUUUCUAAAUCUUGCUAGCUCACACAACCCAAAACACGUAAAGUUGAAGAAUUUGCAAACCGAACUUGCACCGAAGUGCUACGUACCAUAUUACGACAAGCUGGGGAGGAAAGGAACAAUCGACUUUGAACCGAACGAAUUCAUUGAUGAAGGAUCCACGUUUUACGAUGAGCGAAGAGAACCACUUAACAGAAGGGCGUGGACGCUGCAGGAAAGAUGGCUUUCUCCUCGAGUAAUCUCCUUUCCAAGCUUCGACGGCUUCGUGUUUCAAUGCAAUGCAUCAGAGCGAUUCGCAGGAGACUACUGCUUAGUUGACUCUGUUGAGAAAUCGGAUGAACCCGCAAUCCGGAGAAGACUCCAGCUCAGGCUCAGUGGACUUGAUGCAGAACCUCGACAAGACGAGGACCCGGGCGACGAAGCGUUCGAAACGUUCGAACUGGUCAAAGCAUGGCAUUACAUCGUGGAGGACUACUCCAGCCGAAGACUGUCAGAACCCCUUGACAAGCUCAAAGCACUGGGAGGACUUGCCGAGCUGUUCCAUUCCCAGCACGAAGCUAUUCUCGGGCCUUACGCUGCAGGCCAAUGGGUCAAAACGUUACCCUUGGCCUUGCUCUGGAUGGUUAGUCCGAGUGAAGACGUCGCCCCGGCACCUGUGCAGUAUCUGGCGCCGUCUUGGUCCUGGGCAUCGGUCAACAGCCGGGUUUGGAACGAAUUGUACUCUGUUGAUGUAGAUCAACAACCAAUCGCAGACGUAAAAGUAGAGAUUCUGCGCGUUCAUGUCGAGCCUUCUUCGAAAGUCCCCUUCGGAUCCGUCCAGAAUGUGUGGUUGCGAUUGAGAGGACCAGUGGUGGAUGCCAAGUGGCAUAUCAAUCCUCGUAAGGAGGGGAGAAUCGACGUGGCGCUACUGGACAUGGACAGUCCUCAAAAAAGAUCACAUGCGGCGGUCAAUGCCCGUAUAGGUCGAAUUGGAACUGCUGAGCUAUGCGACGACGACGAGGAUGAAGACACGUACAUGGACGAGCCGAUUCCCCUCGGUCGCGCAUCUUGUGACACUAUCGAGGCACGACUGCUCGUCCCUUCAGAAAUCAAGGUGCUCUUUGUCGCCUUCGUUCAUGAAAGCGUUAUUCAUUGUAGCCCCGCGCACGGCUACGGCAUUAUCAUUAAAGAAGUCGCUCCAGGUGUCUUCAAGCGUGUCGGAUUGUUUGAUUUGGAUGAACGCCAGCAUGAAAAUUUCUUCCUGGAACAUUCAAGAGAAAUGACCCUAUGUCUUGUCUGA
Molecule: messenger RNA, 2937 nt
Organism: Exophiala spinifera
Lineage: Eukaryota; Fungi; Ascomycota; Eurotiomycetes; Chaetothyriales; Herpotrichiellaceae
Exons: 2
Coding region: 1-2937 (978 amino acids)
Source: RefSeq, a predicted model, not a curated record